This is a messenger RNA of Pan troglodytes (chimpanzee), 2117 nucleotides long. It is a transcript of the gene C20H19orf25, whose product is annotated as chromosome 20 C19orf25 homolog. NCBI's taxonomy places the organism in Eukaryota, Metazoa, Chordata, Mammalia, Primates, Hominidae. The transcript is spliced from 3 exons. The record is from RefSeq and is a predicted model, not a curated record. Bases 773 to 1258 code for a protein of 161 amino acids.
GCGCCCAGGCUGAAUUUACAGUUUAAACAGGUGAAUUUGGCUGGGUGCGGUGGCUCACGCCCGUAAUCCCAGCACUUUGGGAGGCUGAGGCUGGCGCAUUGCCUGAGCUCAGGAGUUUGAUACCAGCCUGGGCAACACAGUGAAGCCCCAUCUCUACUAAAAUACAAAAAAAAAUUUUGACGGACGUGGUGGCGGGCGCCUGUAGUCCCAGCUACUCGGGAGGCGGAGGUUGCAGUGAGCCGAGAUCGCGCCACUGCACUCCGGCCUGAGCGACACAGUGAGACUCUGUCUCUAAAAAAACAAAACAAAACGAAAUAAACAGGGGAACUUUAUGGUAUGUAAACUGCAUCUCAAUAAAGCCCUUGAGAGAGGAAAAGGGCCCUCUGCUCUUUCUGCCUUCCCAGGCAUCAGAGGAGAGGAAAAGGUGACCUCCAGCACCGUCCCCGAGGUGGGAGGACCCGCCUUGGCCGGAAGUGGAGGCGCCGCGACCGCCCCGCCCCCGCUGUGUUCCGGUCGCCGAGUGCUCAUGCACCACCAGGCUCCCUUAGGUGGACAGCAAUUUUGUGCUCCCGUCAGCCACGUGGGUGGCGUGCUCCCCUAGUGCCGUGUUCCCCUUUUCAGAAAGACGAGCCUCGGAUGCUUUUCUACCCAGCCAGUGGAGCCUGGACUCGAACUCGCUCUCAUCGUAGCGCGUCCAGGUUCGGGUUCGCCUGAGAGGCUGAGAUCCGAGUCUCAAGGGCAUUAUCCCUUUAAGACGGGGCGGAGCCCCGCGAUGAGCGGCGGGCCGGCGCGAGAGGAGGCCGGAAGUGUUUAUCACGUGUUCGGGGACGGGGCGGUGCUCCAAUCGGAAGCGGAAGUGGCUGCAUCGUCGACGCUGGGCUUUCGGGUCCCGCGCCCAGAGAUGGGCUCCAAGGCCAAGAAGCGCGUGCUGCUGCCCACCCGCCCGGCGCCCCCCACGGUGGAGCAGAUCCUGGAGGAUGUGCGGGGUGCGCCGGCAGAGGAUCCAGUGUUCACCAUCCUGGCCCCGGAAGACCCCCCAGUUCCCUUCAGGAUGAUGGAGGAUGCGGAGGCCCCGGGAGAGCAGCUCUACCAGCAAAGCCGGGCCUACGUGGCUGCCAACCAGCGGCUGCAGCAGGCGGGCGACGCGCUGAGGCAGAGGUGUGAGCUCCUGCAGCGAGCCGGCGAGGACCUGGAGCGGGAGGUGGCCCAGAUGAAGCAGGCAGCAUUACCGGCGGCCGAGGCUGCCUCCUCAGGCUGACCUCUCGGGGCCUGCAGGCCUGGGCAGCGCACGAGGUGGCCUGCACCCAGGCUUUCCCUGGGGGUCCGUCGGCCCCAGACUGGCAUUCACGGGGUCCCAGCCCACGUGGGUGUCGACACAGGCGCCCCUCCUGAUGCUGGGGCUGCGGUUCAUCCGUCGUCUCAUUCAUGCCGAGUUGGUGGGACCCACCCAGCUGGCUCCGUCCUGCGUGACCUGAGGACCCACUGGGGUUCUGGAAGAGGAUAGGGACAUUAUUGCUGUACUGUGAUUCUGUCCUCGGCUCACAGUGGCCGUGCUCUGCAGUGGGGCACCUGGGAGCAGGUGCCACCUCCUUCCUCUCCCGGGGCAGGCACUCGCCUGUCCACUUCUGAGUCCAGGUGUUGGGAUCGAGGUGUUAACUGUGAUUCCAUCCAGCGAGUGCCCACCCAAUGUCAGAGCAGCCCGAGGGCCAGCCUGAGCCCCUGACCCCACUUCCUUCUGGGCCCCGGGCUCCUCCCACAAGCCACGUUGAUCUUCACAACGACCCUGGGCCGCUGGGGUCACCCAAGAGAAGCAGCCCUGAGACCCAGCCAGGCUGGGCCCAGCUCCACGGCACGGGUGUCUCCCAGCCACUGCCCUUGCUGGAGGACCGCUGUGAGUCACUGGCCAGGAGCCCAGGGUGUCCUGGGUCUCAUAGCCACCCUGCCGGCUGCAGCAGGUCCUGGGCCUGCUUCCCUGCGGGUUCUGGCCCUGGGGGAAGGGGCGUUAGUGCGGCGAAGGGUCUUGCCAAAGGCUUUUCAUCCUAAAUAGCAACUUGAGUGGAAACCUGGGCAAGGCGGCCCAGAGGCUGGGCCCUGCACAUAAAGCUUUCGUGUGUGUC